AGGCGAGGACUUGUGGGUAAUGGCGAUCGGCAGCUCGUUUUCCAAUAUCGAUCUUCGACCACACGUGAAGUACAUCGGAAAUAUGCAUGGCAAUGAGGCCGUAAGUCGGGAGGUGUUGCUGCACUUGAUUGACCUGUACGUGACGUCACACCACUGUGCACAUCAUGCCGUCAAUGAACCUCGAUGGUUACAACAUAUCAGUGGAGGGUCGAUGCACGGGUACCUUAGACCGAUACAACGCCAACGAGGAGAACUUGAAAAGAAACUUCCCCGAUUUAGUUCACGGCGGGGCAUUCAAACCCGUCCAACCCGAAACGCAGCACGUGAUAGACUGGCUGGACGACUACAAUUUUGUAAUCUCUGCCAACUUGCACGGUGGUGCUUUGGUUGCAAACUACCCCUGCGACUUUUAUUUCUCAGGUCGUAUGUCUUAUUAAACCUUGAUGACUUAUAAACACAACGCAAUAACAGAGAAUGAGACAUUCAUUGGAUUAGAUUUGUUUAUUAAUGCAUUGAAUUAGUUGCAAUUACUUGAUUUAAAUGCCUUACGUUAAAUUUAUUUUAAGACCCAAAACAAGGUUUUUCCGGACCCUCGAAGACGGUGGAUGACGACACUCCAGUAUAAAGCUCUGACCUAUGCAAGGUCACACUACACUAUGUCUAAAAAAACUAAUGGCAACGAAUGCGGCGGGUACUUUAAGAAUGGCAUUACAAACGGAGCCGAGUGGAAUCCUGUGUUAGGUGUAAAGGGAUACAUUCGGGACCAAAACAACAUCUCGUUGGAUGGCGCUGUGUUGAACCUUGAAGGACGAGCAUUCCCGACAUUCAGGUUUAAACAUGGCGGCCAGUACUUCCGACUCCUCAUGCCAGGCACAUAUACUUUGAAUGUCAGUUACAAGAUCCACAAGGAGACCAAAAAGUUCAUCGUGUCGACAGGCGUCGUCACACGCGUUGACGUCACUUUGGACCUUGACAAACUUGUAACUUCAAAUGAAACUGAAACUGAAGCUGUGGACGCGGAAACUGAAACUAGCAUACCUACUGAAUCUACCACACUUGAAACUUGAAAAAACAGCUGAAACUAAAACUGAAAGUCACCCUAAAACUGUGGACGCUAUCAAAACUGAAACUGAAACCAACAAACGCGGUCCCUCGAGCGACGCGCUUCAAUGCGCAGCCUCUUUGUCAAUUAUAGCUACGUUCUAUGUGGUAUCGCGUGCUCUAAUGUAUUGACCUUUUGCAUGCUGGGAAAUUUGUCGUCUGCUGAAAUGUCGUCUGUUGAAUUUCUAAAAUUAGCAUUUUCUUCGAAUUUUUGUCAAAAAAUACUAUCACAAUAAAAACAGUUUGGAUCCUGAUCAUCUGGAUCCAAACUGUUUGCAAAGGCUUUCAAAAUUCGGUUUCAGCACUGAAAGAGUUAAGGCCGCAAACACAAACAUUUUAUCUUCCGCUAACAAUAUAAACGUUACU
Molecule: messenger RNA, 1467 nt
Organism: Dreissena polymorpha
Lineage: Eukaryota; Metazoa; Mollusca; Bivalvia; Myida; Dreissenidae
Exons: 5
Coding region: 606-1067 (153 amino acids)
Source: RefSeq, a predicted model, not a curated record